Molecule: messenger RNA, 1571 nt
Organism: Solenopsis invicta (red fire ant)
Lineage: Eukaryota; Metazoa; Arthropoda; Insecta; Hymenoptera; Formicidae
Product: odorant receptor 4-like
Exons: 7
Coding region: 252-1439 (395 amino acids)
Biological process (GO): detection of chemical stimulus involved in sensory perception of smell; sensory perception of smell
Cellular component (GO): plasma membrane
Molecular function (GO): odorant binding; olfactory receptor activity
Source: RefSeq, a predicted model, not a curated record
UUUAUGUCUAUUUCCACCAAUCAUUUUUCGGUCAUUGACACAUUUACCUUAUUUAAUGUUUGCAACAUUUUAUUCAGUAACAUGAUAAUUACAUGUUACUAUCGAUUGUUCUACGAAUAAGUUUAGUACAAGCAUUCACAGAUGGUAGUGUUUGAAUUCUUUGUAUACUGAGCAAGCGCAAAACAACGACGGUUUGAUAUAAUCGCAGGAAGCGAUUCAGUCAAACGAUAAUUUUUGCACCGUGAACAUCAAUGAAUGUCAACGAAGAUUUAAAUUACAUGUUUGCCAUGGUUCGCCGCUUGCUACGAAUAUGUGACAUAUGGCCCGAUCCACAUAUACCUUUGAGUAACAUUCGCCGGCCGAGCAUAAGAUUUAUUAUCGUACUAUCUACUAUAAGCUUGUACUUAACGACACCACAAAUGAUAAAUGUGAUACGUUCUUGGGGCAAUCUGACUCUAAUGGUACAACAUUUUGUCUCUGCGAUCUUUAGCAUACUGGCAGUGUUCAAAUUGCUCGUUACCUGGUACCACGGCAAAACAUUACAACCGCUAAUACUGUCGAUCGUAACUGAUUGGAUAACUACGACCAGCAAGUGGGAACGAAAUACAAUGCUGAGGAUCGCAAGACGUGGCAGAAACUUAUCCUUUAGAUGUUUUGUGUCUGCGAUAGGCUUAAUUAUAUUUUCAUUUUCCUUUUAUGUGCUGAAAUUCUUGAAAACUAUACACGAGCCUCAUCGUAGCCUCGCCUAUCGAAUGGAAAACAUUCAAAAGACUCCGAUUUACGAAAUCACAUUUAUCGCCCAAAUAUUCGCCGGCCUAUAUACGGUACUCGCUAACUAUACCAUCGAUAGCUUUGUAUCGAUACUCGUGCUGCACGUGUGCUCGCAAUUGAUAAAUCUGCGGAUGACACUUAAUAAUUUGGUCAACGAAUUAGCUAAUAAAUCUAUAUCUUCCUCAAAAUUUAGGGAAGGUUUAACUGCGAUCGUUGAACGACAUGAGCAUCUCAUCAGGAACGCAAAAACAAUUGAUAGUUGCUAUAGUUCAGUAUUAUUUCUAAACGUGUUACUCGCUACUCUUCAGAUGUGUUUUAUAACUUUUCAAAUUUUUACGAUAAUAACAGAUAAUAUAAAAAUACCUCUUAUAAGAAUGUUUUUGCUCUCGUUUUAUAUCACUGUUAUGAUGACGCAUUUGUUUAUAUAUUGCUACUCAGCUGAUAAACUUAUAGCGGAGAGCACCAAAAUGGCGUACGGUGUGUUUGAAUGCAGAUGGUAUGAUCUACGGCCAAAAGAUGCAAAAGAUCUAAUGUUCAUUGUGUUUCGAUCUACGAUACCCCUUAAAUUGACAGCUGGAAAAUUCGGAACAUUUUCGAUGGAAAUGUUUGCAGCAGCCAUCAAAACGGCAAUGGGAUACUUAUCUGCUUUGUUAACAAUAAGAGAUUAAAGAAAAUGAUACUAGAAAGCUAAUAACUGAUUUCACAUAUUAAUUACAAUAUUUUUGAACAAUAGAAUGGAUUUAUAUACACUUUGUGACACUUUUAAAUUAGAAAAAUACACGCAGCAUGUUAAAUGAUCA